Molecule: messenger RNA, 9427 nt
Organism: Actinia tenebrosa (Australian red waratah sea anemone)
Lineage: Eukaryota; Metazoa; Cnidaria; Anthozoa; Actiniaria; Actiniidae
Product: inositol 1,4,5-trisphosphate-gated calcium channel ITPR1
Biological process (GO): calcium ion transmembrane transport
Cellular component (GO): membrane; endoplasmic reticulum
Molecular function (GO): inositol 1,4,5-trisphosphate-gated calcium channel activity; inositol 1,4,5 trisphosphate binding
Source: RefSeq, a predicted model, not a curated record
UUUUAGAGCAAAGUUAGUUUUUUUAUUCUCCUUGUCUUUGUUUGUUUUCUCGACGAAUUCCUCUGUAGACUCGCUUGAGGUUCAACAACGACAGCGUAAUGUCCGAGAGAAUCUUUUCUUGGCCCUGCAGCUUGGUUUUGGUGGGAUUUUAGGCUGUAAGCCGAGAGGAACAGGGUUCUUUGAGCGCUGAGAGUGAAGAGUAAGCAGGUUUAGCCAAGAUGGCCCAGCAGACGAGCUUUCUUCACAUUGGAGAUAUCACAUCUCUCUACGCCGAGGGAACUGUCAAUGGCUUUAUUAGCACACUUGGUCUCAUCGAUGACCGAUGUGUUGUACAACCCUCUGCUGGUGAUCUUUCAAAUCCGCCGAAAAAAUUCCGUGAUUGUCUGUUCAAAAUAUGCCCAAUGAACAGAUAUUCCGCUCAGAAACAAUUCUGGAAGGCAGCAAAACCAACAACGUCUGCUACAGAUGCAGUACUCCUGAAGAAACUCCAUCAUGCAGCAGAACUGGAAAAGAAACAGAAUGAAACUGAGUACAAGAAGAUGCUUAGCAGUGUUGUUCAGUAUGGAAGUGUUAUUCAGCUUCUUCAUGUCAAGAGUAACAAGUUCCUGACAGUGAACAAACGUCUGCCUGCUUUAAGAGAAAAGAAUGCAAUGAGGGUGACUUUGGAUCCCAAUGGAAAUGAGGGCUCAUGGUUUUAUAUUUCCCCAUUUUACAAAUUAAGAGCAGCAGGUGACAAUGUCGUAAUAGGAGAUAUGGUAAUUCUGAACCCAGUAAAUGCUGGGCAGCCAUUACAUGCAAGUAAUCUUGAACUGAUUGACAAUCCAGGAUGCAAGGAGGUGAACUGUGUAAACUGUAACACCAGUUGGAAGAUUUCACUGUUUUUGUCGUACGAAGAGAAUGAUGAGGACAUUCUAAAAGGAGGGGAUGUUGUACGUCUCUUCCAUGCUGAGCAAGAAAAGUUCCUGACAAGUGAUGAUUAUAAGAAAAAGUCUGUUGUUUUUCUGCGCACAACUGCCAGACAAACAGCAACAUCGGCAACAAGUUCAAAAGCACUCUGGGAAGUAGAGGUCGUUCAACAUGACCCUUGCAGGGGUGGUGCGGGGCUGUGGAAUUGUCUGUUUCGAUUCAAACAUCUGGCAACUGGAGACUAUCUUGCUGCUGAGAUUGAUGAAGAUCCUACUAAAGACACACAGAGACAAAAACUCAAAGGUUCUGCUCCAGUGUAUCAUCUAGUGCCAGUACCCCACGGCAAUGAUAUCGCGUCUAUCUUUGAACUUGACCCAACCACACUGACUCGCUCAGACUCGCUGGUUCCCAGAUGCUCUUACGUGCGCCUGCGUCAUCUCUGUUCAAACACCUGGGUACAUUCUACAUCCAUCCCUAUUGACAAAGGAGAAGAGAGACCAGUUAUGCUCAAGGUUGGAACAGCGAGUAUCAAAGAAGACAAAGAAGCCUUCGCCAUUGUGCCCGUCCCGCCCCUAGAGGUACGAGACUUGGACUUUGCUAAUGACGCCAGUAAAGUACUCGCCUCUUUUGCCAAGAAACUGGAGACUGGAAGCUACACUCAGCAUGAACGAAGGUUUGUGACGCAGUUGUUGAUGGAUUUGGUGUAUUUCGUGACAGAACACGACAGCAGUGGAGAAGACAUCCUCAACAUACAGGUCCAAAAUCCAAAYAGGGACAGACAGAAACUGAUGCGAGAACAGAAUAUCCUAAAAGAGGUUUUUAAUUUGCUCAAGGCGCCGUUCAACGACAAAGGGAACGGUCCUUUAAUGAAAAUCGAAGAAUUGGCAGACCAGCGGAAUGCUCCCUUAAGACACAUCUUUAGAUUAUGUUAUCGUGUGCUACGUCACUCCCAGCAAACCUACCGCAAAAACCAGGAAUACAUCGCCAAACAGUUUGGUUUCAUGCAGGCGCAGAUCGGUUACGACAUUCUUGCUGAGGAUACAAUAACAGAUUUAGUACACAACAACAGAAAACUUUUAGAGAAACAUAUCACGAGGACCGAGAUUGAAACAUUUGUCAGUCUCGUUCGCAAGAAGAAGGAAUGCAGGUUUUUGGACUACCUGUCUGACUUAUGCGUAUCAAACCACACAGCUAUCCCAGCUACUCAAGAACUGAUCUGUAAAACUGUCCUACACCCUGUAAACUCUGAUCUUCUGAUAGAAACAAAGUUAAUAGACGGUGAGCUGUAUCUGGUGUGGGAUACUGGGAAGCAUUUGAAGUCACAACGAGAUCUGGCGAAAGGAGUAAAGCUGGCGAUAAAAGAAGACAUCAAAAUCCUUGACUACUACCGGUACCAACUCAACCUGUUCUCCCAGAUGUGUCUAGACAGACAGUAUUUAGCUAUCAAUAACAUCAGCAAACAGCUGGACGUUGACCUUAUUCUCAGGUGUAUGGCAGACAAGGAGUUCACGUGUGACCUCAGGGCAGCCUUCUGUAGGUUAAUGCUGCACAUGCAUAUCGAUCGUGACCCACAGGAACCAGUGACGCCUGUCAAAUAUGCUCGGUUAUGGACUGAAAUACCAACUGAAAUGACUAUUGACGUAUAUGAUCAGCACGAGGCAGUAGGUGAAGAACGGGAGGAAAUCAGAAAGAGAUUUGAAGGCGUGAUACACUUUGUUGAGAACUACUUACACAAUAUCAGCAGCAAUGUGUUUGCUUUUCACGACAAAGAACAGAAUAAACUCACCUUCGAGGUUGUCCAGAUUGCCAGGAAUCUUAUCUACUUUGGUUUCUAUGGAUUCAGUGACCUGCUACGGCUCACUCAGACACUCUUGUCUAUCCUGGACUGUGAGCAAAGAGGCUUCGCAGGAAUACAACAAUCUUCCGCGAAGAGUGAUGAAAAUGCCAACAAAAUGGAUGUCACCAAGAGCAUUCAUAGCCUAGGGGCCGCAAUGACCAGGGUGGCGUUUGGAGGGAGYCUUGAUCCAUGGGGGCUUAUUAAGCAGAGUGAAUCAGGACCCAAAGUUGAGGGUGAAACUGACCAUGUUGUCAUGGAAACUAAACUAAAAGUGAUUGAGAUUCUGGAGUUUAUAAUGAAUGUGAGACUUGAUUACCGUAUUUCAAGUCUGUUGACGAUAUUCAAGAAGGAUUUUGACGAGAGUAAUGCUAACAUGGGUGAAGUCGAUGGCGAUACAGGAAAGAAAAAGCGGUGUAAAAUCGAUGAGGCUGGGGUACCACACUUCCUCGCUCCACACACCUGGAUCGACUUGGAAAACAUUAGCGCACAAGCAGAAGCUAUCUUUGGUGGUUCCCUUGGGUCAGCUGAGAUUGACCUUGACCUUGAUGGUCAGGGGGGACGCACCUUCCUCAGAGUUCUUCUGUACCUCUGUAUGCAUGACUACCCUCCCCUGGUCACAGGCGCGUUACAGCUUCUCAUGAGACAUUUCAGUCAACGACAAGAAGUGUUGCAGGCAUUCAAACAGGUUCAACUGUUAGUAUCCAAUAGUGAUGUCGAGAACUACAAGCAGAUCAAAACAGACUUGGACGAACUGCGGCUGUUGGUUGAGAAGUCUGAGCUGUGGGUGUACAAGAGUAAGAAGGAUUCCGUGUCAGCUUCAUCGGGGAAAGACAAGAAGAAAAAGGAAAAGAAGAAGGAUAAGAAAAAGGAAGGAGCAGAUGAGGGGAUCAUUAAGAAGGAGGCAGUGAACCAAGAUAGUGAUAAAAAUGGAAGAGAAGACAGUGAUUCUGAUGAGGCUUUUCGAAGAAGAAUCCCAAGUGACAGCUCGCUUGAACUCGAAGUGGAACACUCAGAAUCCAUGACCCUUAAAAAUUACAAGAAAGUCGAAGCUAUUCUACAGCGUCUGAGUCAACUGUGUAUAUCGUACGGUCCGGGCGACUCCAAGAAGAAUCGAAAACACGAACAAAGACUACUGCGCAACAUGGGUGCGCAUACUGUUGUGUUAGAGUUACUGCAGAUCCCUUACGCAAAGAAUGAAGACAUCCGGAUGGAAGAAAUCAUGGUCCUUGCGCACGAGUUCCUGCAAAACUUUUGUCUCGGCAACCAACAGAAUCAGUCACUACUGCACAAACACUUGGACCUGUUCCUUACACCAGGGCUACAAGAGGCUCAGACAUUACGUCAUAUCUUCAUGGAUAACUCAGCUCUGUGUUACGAGGUGACGGAACGUGUUGUACAACACAUUGUACACUGUAUUGAGACUCGAGGCAGACAUGUUGAAUACCUAAAACUACUACAGACUCUUGUCAAGGCUGAAGGACAGUCCAUACGUAAAACACAAGACAUUGUCAUGGCAGAGUUGGUGAAUGUCGGUGAAGACGUGCUGGUAUUCUACAGCGAAUCUCAAGCCUUCAAUAACCUGAUCGAGAUGAUGCAGUCAGAACGAGAACGACUUGACGAAGCUGGCUCACUUCUCUACCACAUCAACCUUGUACAGCUGCUAGCGUGUUGUACUGAGGGCAAGAAUGUGUACACUGAGAUCAAGUGUCAUAGUCUUCUGCCUCUUGAUGAUAUCGUUAGGGUUGUCACGCAUCGGGAUUGUAUAUCAGAGGUGAAGAAUGCGUACGUGAAUUUUCUCAACCACUGUUACGUGGACACAGAAGUCGAGAUGAAAGAAAUAUACACCAGCAACCAUAUAUGGACGUUAUUCGAAGACUUUCUCGUCGACAUGGCAAGGGUGUGCAAUACUGUGGACAGGUUCCAUGUAGACCUCAUGUUAGAGAAAUACGUCACAGAGACCAUCAUGAACCUUAUUACUUUCUUCUUCAACUCGCCUUUCUCUGACACAAGCACUACUAUCAAGUCCCGCCAACCAGUGUUCGUCAAGUUGCUUCGUAGUGCAUUCCGCGUGUCACAGUGUUCAUGGUUAUCAGGCUCACAGAAAUACCAAGUCGAAGCUUGCAUCAAGGCUCUCUCUGACAUAGCCAAGAAUCGUGGUAUUGCCAUACCCGGUGACCUAGAGACACAGAUCCUGGCUCUGUUUACUCGUUCACAGCUGGUGAUGAAGCACACACGACAUUGGUUGAGCCAUGGCAAAGUGAGGCGGGAAUCUACCAUGCACCUGUCACGUGAUUACAGAAGUAUUAUAGAGGGAUUACAGGACAUAGUAUCGUUGUUAGAGGAUCAACUACGUCCUCUGAUCCAAGCCGAGUCGUCUCUGUUAGUUGAUGUGCUCUACAGACCUGAGCUCAUGUUUCCUGGACAUUCUGAGGCCAGACAAAAGGCAGGAGGUGGUGGAUUUGUGUCCAGGCUGGUACGUCACACCAAGCAGUUACUACAAGAUACCAAUGGAGAAUCCCUGUGUAUUCUUGUACUUCAAACUCUCCGGGCCAUGAUUGCAAGGGACACUGAUUUUGGCGAAAAGGGCGAGGCCUUGAGGGUGUCGUUACUCAAGCGUUACUAUGGCGCUAAUUACUCCAUGUCACGUGACCAGAAGAAGAAAACCAAAGACACGCUGAUUAAAAAGACCGUCGUCCAACCUUACGGUUCUGGCGUGACAGGACCUGGUGCUACUUACCUGUCACGCGCGGGUGUCACGCUAUUCGAAAUGCAGUGUCACCUUGGUGGAUGUGGUCUUUCGGACCUGAUUGUGGACCUGAUUAUAGCCUCGCCAAACCAUAGGAUAUUCCAGGAAGUGAUGGAGGUCGCCAUCGUUCUGCUGGAGGGUGGCAACCCUGUCAUACAGAACUACAUCCGUCGUCAAGACAACAAGACCAACUACAACCUGGUACACGAAACCCUUCAGUUCCUGGACUGUAUAUGUGGUAGUACGUCUGGUGGUCUGGGGUUACUGGGCUUGUACAUCAACGAGAACAAUGUUGAAUUGAUCAUCCAGUGUUUGGAAAGUCUGACAGAAUACUGCCAAGGACCCUGCCAUGAAAACCAGAAUGCUAUCGCACUUCACGAGUCCAACGGCAUUGACAUUGUCAUCGCUCUCGUGUUGAACGACAUCAACCCGCUUGGUAAACAAAGAAUGGAUCUUGUUCUGGAGUUGAAGAAUACAGCAUCCAAGACGUUGCUAGCGGUGAUGGAGAGCAGACACGAUAGCGAGAACUCUGAGAGAAUACUUUACAAUAUGACACCAAAACAAUUGGUUGAUGUAUGUAAACAGGCCUAUCACCAGGAAGACAUAAUAGAUGAAGAAGAAUCUGACACAUCGCCACGUGAUGUCGGGCACAACAUUUACAUCUUGGCUACUCUUCUUUCUCAACAAAACAAGGAGCUUGGUUCGCUUCUCAAAGUUGGCACCCAAACAGACUCUGAUGUCGAGGAAUUCCCGGGAGACAGUGCUUUGGAAUAUUACGCCAAGAACACGGCUCAGAUCGAGGUUGUUCGUCAAGAUCGGAUCAUGGAACAAAUAGUCUUCCCUGUACCACAAAUAUGUGAAUUCUUGACAGAAGAGAGCAAGACAAUGGUAUACACUACAUGCGAAAGAGAUGAUCAGAAUAGUAAAGUGUCAGACUUCUUUGACAGGACAGAAAACUUGUACCAGGAAAUGGAAUGGCAGAAGAAACUAAGAGAACAUCGGCUUCUCUUCGGACUAAGUAGUCGUUUAAGCCUGUGGCAACAAAUAUCGAUCAACCUCUCUGUGUUAAUUAACCUUCUGGUUGGAUUUUUCUAUCCAUUCUCUGAUGGUCCGGGAGAACUGGACCCCCGUCUUUCUGCUCUAGUGUGGCUGGCCAUGCUAGUAUCUUUUGCUAUCAUCAUUACAUUCCCUCGUCCGUCUGGAAUCAGAACAUUCGUCGGCUCGACUAUCAUUAGACUCAUCUUCUCUCUAGGACUGGAGCCUACACUUUAUGUACUAGGACUAGCAAACGUCAUAAACAAAGCAAUAUCCGUGGUUAGUUUCGUCGGUAAUCAUGGUACAUUUCAGUACGGUCUUCAUCGCAUGAUAACAGACAAGGAACUAGUCUUACACCUAACAUACUUUGGCUUUGGAAUACUUGGACUCACUGUACACGCUUUCUUUUACUCUGUACUCUUAUUAGAUGUGAUAUUUCGGGAAGAAACCCUCUUGAAUGUUAUCCGUAGUGUCACUCGUAAUGGUCGGUCUAUUAUCUUGACUGCCAUACUCGCUCUUAUCCUGGUCUACAUGUUCUCUCUUGUGGCUUUCUUGUUUCUUAAGGAUGAUUUCUUGGUUGAGACAGACCCUCCUCAACUUCCUCCAGCAAUAGGAGAAAAGUUCUGUCCUGCAGGUAGUAAGGAUUGUGACUCUUAUUCCAUGGCCAAUAGUCUGGAGCAUGUUUCAGAUUCAGUAACAAACAAAGGUGAUGGCGAAGAAUCAGGUUCUGUUAAAGAAAGAGCCUGUGACACCCUGAUCAUGUGCAUCGUGACGACACUUAACCAAGGUCUGCGGAAUGGAGGUGGUAUUGGUGAUGUGCUCAGACGACCUUCAAGCAAGGAAAAGAUGUUCGUAGGGCGUGUGAUCUAUGAUCUGCUUUUCUUCUUUGUGGUGAUUAUUAUUGUUCUUAAUCUCAUCUUUGGUGUCAUCAUUGAUACAUUUGCCGACUUGAGAAGUGAGAAACAGAAUAAGGAUGAAAUCCUGAAAAAUACUUGUUUUAUUUGUGGUCUUGACCGGUCUGCAUUUGAUAAUAAAUCAGUGUCAUUUGAAGAACACAUCAAACUUCAACACAACAUGUGGCAUUAUCUGUUCUUCAUUGUACUCCUCAAGGUCAAAGACCCUACAGAGUUUACUGGGCCUGAAAGCUAUGUUGCUCAAAUGAUCAAGGAAAAGAACUUGGACUGGUUUCCAAGGAUGCAGGCUAUGAGUCUUGCCAUUGAUGAAGGAGAAGGAGAGCAGAAUGAGAUGCGUAAUCUGAGUGACAAGCUGGAAAACACAGCUAAACUAGUAGCAACCCUCUCACAGCAACUGUCUGAACUAAGAGAACAGAUGACAGAACAAAGGAAACAAAAGCAGCGCAUCGGUCUCUUGGGCCCACACAAUAGUCUCGUUCCCACAUCAUCCAACAACUUCAAAAUUUAAUGGUGUACUAUUAAGCAAUAAAUGCAGAUGUUCUCAAAUAUACAACACUGUGAUAUAACCACUCGAGAGUUCAAUCAGCCAUGUGUAUUCACAGAUUAUUAUUCAUAUUCAAUUACAGAAAGAUCAAUGACAUGAUUCAGUCAAAAGAUUAAUAGAAUCAUAAAAUUAAUAGUAUUAUAUUUUAUUGUUACGAUAUAUAUGUUAUGAUUAGAAAGUUUAUUAUUAUUAUUUUGUUCUCAUAUAUAUUUUUGUUGCAUGCUAGUAUUCAUGGGUACCCAUUUCUAUAAACCUAGCCUGCUAGAGUAAUUUUAUUUAACCCGUGAAAGAAAAAGGACUAUUUAGCUAGUACUAGUUGAUAAAAAAAAUGAAAGAAAACAAUGGGUUUAGAGUCGACUAAUAACUGUUGUGCGUACUAUUUUUUGAAGGGUUAAAUAAAUUCACUCUACUAAACAAAACAAUAACACUUUGAUCUGAUUGUAAAAUUUUAUUGUUUAUGAUGUUUUGGAAGAACGGAAAACAGUAGCUCAAGGUAAAUAAGUUCAUGUGGGGUGCUUCAUAUUUCAUACUCCAGUUGCAGCUCAGUUUUUAGAAUCAUUUUUGUUAUGAAACCUAAAAAAGCCUUUUAAAAUUUUGAUUGUCAGGAUUCAAAAACCACAAUGUAGAGUUAUAACUUUGCAGAAACUAAGAGUGUUUGAGAAAAUAAUGUCAAGUUGGGAUAAUAAUAUGAAUCUUUUUCUAGUAACUUGGUAAUAAUCUGCACUAUGUACAUGUCUUUUUCUGUGUCCAAAACCUUGUAAUAAUGAAAUUUGUACACUUGGGUACCAUAUGCACAGCCUAUUUACAGAGAAUUUUUCAUUUCCAAUAUUAAAAAGAAAGUGGUUGAUGGGAUUUUGAAGAUAUCUUUAACAUAAUAAUAACAUUUGAUAAAAUCAAUAGUAGAUGUGUGGUAAAUAAUAAUUAAUAAUCACGAGUUGUGUAGAAAUUGAUUUUAAUAAGUUAAUAAUAAUUAAUUAGAGUUAUUUGAAGGAUUUUAGGUAUUUAAUAAAAUGAAAGUGCUAGAACACCCAUCUAUCUUAAACCAACAAAAAUGAAUAGAAAUUGCAAAAAGGUUGGUAUUAAGAAUAUUUAUAAAUGUAUAAAGCAGAAUCCAUAGAGAGUGGGAAUGAAUGGUAUUUCAGCACUCAAAUGGCUUCCUUCUGAACCAAUCAGAAGACAGGAAAUCUUCACCUGUAUCUCGGCCAAUAACAUUGCUUGAAUGCAACUGUUUUCAGUUUCCACUUAAAAAUUUGCUUUGUUUCUCAGAUGUGGUAUAAAUAGCUCUCUUAAUAUGUAGUAAUGCUAUUUAUAGUUUGUUGAUGUAAUGAUUUUGUUCAUAAGUAUAUUUCAUCAUCGUCAUCAUCAUCAUCAAUCAAAUCCAUGUACAUCCUUCAAGAUUGUAUAUUAUUUUGUUGUAAAUUUAUCAAUAAAUAUUUUGAUAUUUU